AGCUGAUUCAUCUGCAUUCACUUGCACGCAAUACUCUGAAUCAGUUAAUAAUAUAGUGCUUAUCACAAUAGGUAACCAGAUGCCUGUAGAGUUGAUUAUAAUAUAGAAGAUUAAAGGGUUUUGAUAUUAGUUCUACGUGUGUGAUUACUUUGGUAUGCAGUAACAUCUUUACUAAACUGCGAUACAAGUUAUGUUUUGAUCAGUUGAAAAUAUUUUUUGGUGUUUUUCUCUCUUGAGCAUCUUCAAUUAUCCCUGCAAUGCUGCAUGGUUCUGCUCCAAUACCUUAUUGUAAAAACAACUAUUUCUUCCAAAUGGAUAACAAUGAAGAAAGGGAAGACAUUUUAGACUCUGACAUCCUGCAGGAUUGCUCCAUAGACAGUACAAGGAAGCAUGAGGAAGAGUUGGAAGAUGUCUACAGUCAGUUGGCUCAGAAGGAACGGGACUUGGUAUUGGCGGCUGAACUAGGUAAAGCACUUUUGGAAGAAAAUAACCUAUUGUUGCAAAAGCAAGAAGAUUUUGCUCAAGAAAUUCAACAGGUGAAAGAGGUUUCUGAGCAAGAAAAGUAUGAAUUGCGUCGACAGUUAGAACAGCUUCAAACGGAGUUUGAUAAUAGGCUGCUAGAUCUGCAAGAUGAAGUUAUCUCCCAAAAAGACGAGCAAGCGAACCAUGAAGCUGUCAUGCGCUCGUCAGACCGCAAACGGCAAGAAAUAAUAGAUGAUUUAAUGGAACAAAACCAACGAUUAGCAGUACAAUUAAAACAGGCAUCACAGACAGAGAUUGAAUUACAUAAUGAAGUUGAAAAAUUACGAGAACAAGUAAAUGUAAAGAAGUCAACCAUGCAUAGCCAUACUCAUCUUCUGGAAACAUUACGAGAAGAGGUUGAAAUAUUAACCACCGCAAAAUCAGAAAUGGAAAAACGUUUGAGUAGUGUAAUAGAAGAAAGGAAUUCGUUAAAUUGUUCCAUCGAAGAAACCAACGACAAAGCACACAUGUGGGAGAGGCAGAAUCGUGAAACUGAAGCACAAUUACGACUACGUGAUUCAGAAUUAAAGGAACUGCGUGAACACAACCAACAGCUUAGUGAACAAGUGGAGAACUUUAAGUUAAAAAUGUCUCUGGGAGAAUCAUUCCAAGGCAGUAACUCACUGAUGGCGGAGCUAGAGAAUGAGCUGUCCAUGUCAAUGCCAGUUUCAAACUACAGUUCAGGGUUUAAAUUAGGGGAUUAUGAUGAGAUAGAAUGCGAUGAAGACUUUGAAGAUGAUGGCGGCAGCAUGGAAGUGGAGAUGCCUCCGAUAGGUCAUGCCUUUGCUCAGGAUAAUUUUGGUGGAAUUUAUACCCAGCUUCUGCAACUCUUUGCAGUUUUAAAAGAUGAUAAUUUAGAAGAUGAUGAUGAUGUAGAUGAUGAAUUUGGUGCAAUAACAGAAAAGACUGUCCUGGAUUUAAUACAAGAAAUUAAGCAGUUAGUUCAGGCCAAGAUUUCUAAUAUUUCAAACUCAGAGAGUGAUUCAAUCAGAGGAGGUUUGGAAAUUGAGCUUAAGCAAAUGAGGGAAGAGUUGUACAUUGCAUAUGGUCAGCUUGAGGCACUGCGAACAGAGAUUGACCGCCAAGAUAAAGAACUCCGACAAAAAUCCAUAGAAGUUGAAGCUGUUACCUCGAAGGCAUGCUUAAACACACAGGUAACAUCGUUUGAUGAACAUUUCCGUACUCACGACAUCUCGCACCUGUUUCUUAGCCCUGAGAAAGUUGCAGCCGCUCAUCAGAUAUCUGAACAUGAUUCCAUACUACAGGAACUUGAACUUAAGCAAGAAGACAAUCUGUCAAAAGAUCUCUUAAUAUUUCAACUUCAAGAAGAACGUGACAAAGCUCAGGCGAGGAUUGACAAAUCAGAAAAAGAGAUUGAAAUUACCAAGAAAGAUCUGAUGGCUCUUGAUGCACAACUUCUGAGCACAAUCCAACAAAAGGCGACCCUUUCGCACCAGUUGGAUGAAUGGCAGGUUGACAUUCAUGAACUUCUUAACAAGCGACUGAAGUCCGAGCUGAGCAAGCAGGAGGAGAAGUACCAAAAGCAACAACAGGCAUCCAGUAGCACAGACCAGAAGAAAGCACACUCAUCCCCACGCAGGUUCAGCCUUUGGCCUAGCACCAGGUGACAUUAGAGAUAUCUGGGUUUUAUGUUUUGGGAUAAAGCUGAUGUGGCUGCUGUGUGUAAUUAUCGAUGCUGGCAACAACUACGUAAUCAUCUAAUAUCCUAAAGUGCAUCAGUACAGUAUCGCCUUAGAAUACCAUAACCAAUCAGUGUCUUAGAAUAGUCAUUUAAUCAAGUAAUCUUUAAAGAAAAAAAAGGAAAAAUAAAAUUUUGUGCUACUUUGUUGUGAUAGAAAUGUAAGAAAAUAUAAAUAAUAAUAAUUAAAAAAAAUAGAUAGAAACUCACUGGACUGUAAUUAAGACAUUCAUGUAAGUACACCUUGAUUUAGAAUAAGGAUAUGUUGAUAAGGUAUUGAAAAAUUGUUAAGUACAUAAAUUAGGUGGAAAAUGUAUAUAGCAAAGGAGCAUCUGGGGCUUAAAAAGAUUGGGGUCCCUUUAAAACAGAGAUUCCUUCUAUAGAUUUUGUUGUCACUGAUCCAGAGAGUGUUUAAACCAUGUUAUUAAGGUAUAAUUCAAAGAAGGUUUUCUAAAUUCUAAGGUUUUAAUUCAUUUUUGUUGCUUUUAGGUCAGCUAGGAUGUAAUACUUACAAAAUUAUAAACUGUUAGAUUCAUUAUAAAAUAUUAUAUUCUAGGUGAUUCUUUAAAUGUUGGUUUUUAAAUAAUUGAUAAUUUAAAAUAAAAUGAAAUAAAAACAAAAUAAUCAAAUAAUCCAUUUCACCUCAAGCUAUUUCCACUAUCAGGAUUUAUGUUGUAAAAUAUGGAUUGAUAGUAUGCAUUUGUGACAUAAAACUUAAUAGUAUGGAUAGAGUUUAACAUGAUGGUUCAACCAACUUGAUCAGAUUAAGUCUUCAAAUUCAAAUUGAUUUUAAUCAUGUACUAUACAAAACAGUACUUACUUAAAUAGUGGAGUAAUUGUAAAUUAUGAAUUUUAAAGUGAAGGCGGCUAUAUGCAAAUGAAUACAUGAUUAGCGUAUAUAUUAUAUAUUUGUAUAUAUAAUUUUUGUGUGAAAAGGGAAUAACCAAAAAUUAGAAUGAGAUUAUGUAUAUAACAAUACAAAAUAUUGUAUUUUUUGGAAAUACAAAAUUAACUUAAUUCAUCUUCCAAAAUAUGUUAAAAGUUAUUGGCUUAAUAAAAAUUGUGAAUAAAAAGUACAGCGAUUAUGUAAAUAAAAAUAUAAAAUAUUGAAUUAUAUGGAAAUUAAAUAAAAACAAAUUGAAUAAUUCUUCCAAAUUUUAUUAUAAACAAAUUGGCCAAACAAAUGUGAAUAGAAAGUAUGACAAAAUUAUGUAAAUAAAAAUAUAAAAAUAAUAUUGAAUUAUUAUAUGGAAAGAUAUAAAUACAAAUUAAAAUUUGAAUCAAUAUUCCAAAUUACAGUAUAUUAGAAAGUAAUUUGUUAUAGAAGCAAAUUCAGCUCAGCUGUCAGCCUCAUGUGCAAAAAUGGACAUAACCAGUAGUUCUGACAGCAUAUGGAAUCUGGGGAGGGGGAAUUCAGGGGAAAGGUAAAAUUUUAGGAUCGAAUAUAGUUUUCAAAUAGGCAGAUUGGAGAUACAAUUACUGAGUUUUAAAAAUUCACGACACUAAAAUGGGUAAUGCUUCUAUCCAUUUGUUUUUACUUAAAUGCACAACACAAAAAGUGAAGCAAAUUAUCUGACAGGAAAUAUACUCACAACCAGCCUCCCCCGUUCCCACCACCUAAAUAUUUUUAAAUAACUAAUAAAAAGUGGAGAAAAAAGAAAAUUACAUUCAAAUUUAAGUCUGAGGGCCAUUUAGAGGUGCCAUAUCAUAAAUUUUCUAAUGUCAGAUUAAACCAUAGUAGGGCUAAGGUGGUACUGACCCAAUUUCUGUAAAAAGUCUUUUUUUGGACCUCCUCUAUUUUGACUUAACAAUCACUAGUACAUUUGAGUCAUUUGAGACACAAGCUUCUGCACAGUUGGUAGGAAGUGUCCAAAAUGCAGAAUAGAUAACUUUGAUUUUGAGUCUCAGAAUCCAUGUGUGUCCUAUGUGCUUGUCAUU
Molecule: messenger RNA, 4159 nt
Organism: Anneissia japonica
Lineage: Eukaryota; Metazoa; Echinodermata; Crinoidea; Comatulida; Comatulidae
Product: bicaudal D-related protein homolog
Exons: 13
Coding region: 258-2150 (630 amino acids)
Source: RefSeq, a predicted model, not a curated record